GUUUAAAGAGCAGAGUGGCAGCUACUGCAUACACCAACAUGCCUAGAAGGACAAAAGCAGCAACACUCAUUUCUCUGGAUAUGGUUACUGACUGCAAUAGGAGCUACCAGGUCUAGAGCCCAGCAUGGACAAAGCAGCUGAACUCAUGUGGCAGCUGGAGAAGUCACCUGACACUGCAGGACAGCAGGAGCAGAGCCCUGAUGAUGGAGACCCAGCAGAAGGGCUGGAGCAGCCUGCACACAGCAAGGAUGAGCUACCCCAGAGCCAUACCCUCCUGUGGGAGACUCUGGGCAAACAGUUUGUAGAAUAUGAGCAAGUGGCUCCAUUUCUCAUCCCAGAGGAGCAACAGAGAAGGCUGCUAGAAUUUCUUCCUCUCUUCUUAAAGGCCUGGGAACAGUCUGCUGGAGUAAUCGUAUUCCCCAACAUUCAGCUGUUAGCCAGUGAGGUUUCCAAGCUUCUGACUAAAGAAAUUAAGAGAAACCUUAAUGGGAAACCUGCAGAAGAAGCUCGUCUGGCUUUGGAGCAAUUGCUGAAGCAGAAAGGGGAAGCAGGAGAUGGCCAUUUGCUCCUGAAAUCAGUGUAUCUGCUCUCACAGACUGACUUGAGGACUAUGUGGAACAUUAUUGGAUCUGGACUCCCAGCUGCUCUGAUGCAGUGCCUGUACCUUUUCUUUACUGUCCCUCUGAAGAAAACCAGUGAUGACAGGGAGACAAGUGAGGAUGAUGUCCAAACUCAGGAAAUGCUUGUUAAGAUAAUGCUUAACAUGUACAAAGAGGAACAAGGCAUAGAGGAACUUCUGGCAGCUGAUAAGCUUCAGUCAUUAAUUAUAGCAACUUCUUCUCUGUGGGACCAGUGCAGCCACUCAUGGAAAGUACCUACAGGCUGUGUGCUAAGAACAAUUUCAAAGGCUCAGACAAAAAACAGCAUUGUGUAUCUACAAGCUGUUGACUGCAUUAAAAUAGCUGUUCAGAAUCUCUUUACACUGGCUGACACUCUACCUGCUUGUGAUGUGUGUGAAGCUGCCAGCAUUGUGUUGUGCUUUGUGAAAGAUUCUUAUCCUGUAUCAUCAGCUUUACUAAGAGAGUUUGAAAAUAAUGAUGGCUACCAACUCCUGCUAAAAAUUUUACUCAGAUGUGAGGGUUUGCAGCAAAAUGAAGGAGACCCCUAUCUGGAUGAGAUCUUGGAUAUGCUGACUUGCCUUACAACCUGUGGAAAAACUGAACUGAAAGUUUCUGGCAAUAUUGUGCACCCACAACUGCCACACUUUGAUUUUGAACGGACACAGUCUUCUGGAAUGACAGUGAAAAACCUCCAGCCUUUCCAGGUGCUGCAAUCCAUUUUCCAGAGAAGUAAUGAUCAGCACCUGUGUGAAAGAAUCUUGUCAGCAAUUGGUACCAUAUGGGCUUGGGACAGAGUGAAUUUCUUUCUACUGGAAUGGACGCUGCAACCUAUCAACCAAUUCACUGACAUCAUUCAUUUCAAACCACACCCAGUCCAAGUCCAGUUCUUCAGACUGGUGGAGUCCAUAGUCCUGGACCUGUCCUAUGUUCCCCAUGAGAUUCUGAAGAAGGUUCAGUAUUUGAUAAAGGAAAACACAGUGCCAUUCUGCACCUUAACAGCUCUCCAGUGCCUUCUCAGCAUGACCCAGAAGGACCUGUUAUUUAGUGACAUUUUCCGUGACUCUGGGCUCUUAGGCCUACUGCUGGCACUUUUGAGGAAGGAGGCCAAGAUCUUGAGGAAAUCAGCUGGAACUCAUCUGCCUAACCCAAAAGAAGGCACUGAGAAGGAAUUAAUUGUUGUGAUGCUGAAAAUGGUGGCUGCCCUUACAGCAAGGUCUGUGAGGAACACGGUUGUUCUGAAGGACUAUGGAAUGGUGCCAUAUAUCAAGAUAUUUUUGGAUGAUGAGUCCUACAGGAGUGCUACUCUCAGCAUCUUGGAGCAGUUAUCAGUCAUCAACUAUGAAGAAUAUAUGAGCAUUAUUAUUGGGGCCCUGUGUUCUUCCACUCAGUGGGAACUGCACCUGAAACUAGAUCUUCUGAAGUCACUCUUGAGGAUACUGGAGAGUCCCAAGAGCCAUUCAGCUUUCAGAACCUGCAGUGGAUUCAAUGGGCUCCUGUCCCUCCUCUCAGACAUGGAAGGUGCACUGCAGGACCCUCCGUCUGGGCAGUGGGCAGCAGUUGGACAGAAUUCCAUCUUGGAGCUGGUUUUCUAUGCUCUUCAGGGGAUAACUGCAGCCCUGCACCUAGACCCUGUCAACAGCACCUUCUUCCAGAGGAAUGGUCUCUUUGAAAAGAUGGCAGAGGAUCUUGGAUCACUUGGAUGCUUCUGGUCAGAGGGGAAAAGGCAAAUUUCUGUGCGCCUUGAGAAGACAAGGACAUUUGCAGAAUUCUUGGACGCAGCAUUCUGUUCUUCAGAACCUCUCCCAGAAUGGCUAAAAAACUGCAUUUGGAUUCUGAGUUUUCUUGAUCAUAUGGUCAAAGGAACCCUCCAUCAGGAAAGCUACUUUAAGGAGAAGAAGCCAGAGAUGGGAGAAAAAGCAAGAGAUGAUCAGGAGGCACUCCAAGCUCAAGAAGAGCAUCCUGUUGCUUUCAAAAGACCAGGCAACAAAUUACCUGCCUCUGCCUAUAUGCUAUGGGGACACCCUGAAGAAAAGUUGGAAAUGAGAGACUGCACCAUUGUACAUCCAGGUGCUGUCUGUGUCAUGGUGAGGUUGUUGCCAAAGCUGUACAAAGAAGGAUAUGCUCAGCUUUCCCAGGAAAUCCAAUGUGCUCUGGUUGAUCAUAUCCAGUCCUUGGUGAAGUCAGAGAAGAGUCGUCAGGUGAUGUGUGAAUCUGGCCUGCUGAGCACAGUCUUAACCUCCUGUCAAGAUGCUUUCUGCAGUGACAGUCACCCCCUGCACCUGCCCCUCACUAGGGUGUUUGAGAAGCUUGCAUCACAGGCUGUGGAGCCACAUGUGUUAAGGCAAUUUUUGUGGCUGGGAGGCUCUCCAUUAGUACCUUCUAGGCCCAGCACAAACAAGACCAAGGUCCUUUCCUGUCAGGGGAGUGAUUCAGCUAAUGCAGGUUCAGAAGAGAGUGUAGUGGGCAGUAAAUCUGAUCCUCAGACCGUUGUGCCUGUCAGGAACUCUUCUUGGCUGUCCAAGGGAUCUGCACUGGCACUCCAGACUGCCAUGAGUCUCAUCUCCAUGACAUCCCCUCGGAACUUCCAGCUGCACAGCACUGCUUUAGCUCCAUCGUUUGUGGAGUUUGACAUGUCCAUGGAAGGCUAUGGGUGUUUAUACCUCCCUACCUUGGCCACUGUCAUGGGAUCCAGUGCAGACCAAUCUGUCUCAGGAGGAACUGGCAUGGGCAGCAGAAUGUUCCCUCCUUCAAGUGGCCUGACCCUGUCCUGCUGGUUCCUGGUUAGCAAGUUUGGUUUGGUGCACAGCAGCCACCCACUCCGCUUCCUUACCAUUGUGAGGCACAUGUCAAGAGCAGAGCAAGAAUUUGUUUGCUUUUCUGUAAGCUUCUUGCCACAGGAUCUUUCUUUGGUCAUUUCUACAGAAGAAGUGGAAUUUCAGCCGCUUGAUAUGAUGGAACCUGAGGCUGAGGUCCUAAAUCCCUCCCCAUUUCCAAGGCAAGUCAAGUUUGGCUGUGGUAAACUUCUGGUCACUGGCCAGUGGCAUCAUCUCACAGUGACAGUUGCUAAGGAAGCAAAGAAGAACUGCAUUGUGUCAGCUUAUAUAAAUGGUCAGAUGCUUGGCUCUGCAAAGAUGCAGUAUCUGCAGCCUUUACCAGGAAGCUGCAUUUCCAUGGAGCCCUCUUCCUUUAUUGAUGUCUAUGGGUACAUAGCUACUCCUCGGAUUUGGAGGCAGAAGUCCUCCUUGACCUGGCGCCUUGGUCCUACAUACUUCUUUGAAGAAGCCAUUUCUGUGGAAACCAUAGAAGUUAUUAUUAAGCUUGGCCCUCAGUAUUGUAGUAACUUCCAAGCAGUACAACUUCAAGGUGAGGACCAGUGCAAUGAUUGUAUCAUGGCACCUCUGGUGGCAGAAGAUAAGAUUUCUUUUGGAAUCAAUGCUGUGUGCUCAUCUCUCACUACAGUUCAAGACAUAAAGAGCUCUUACAAUGAAGUUGAUGGUCGGCUGAUUGCCAAAGAGAUUGGGAUUAAUUCUCGGGACAGUUCAACUCCCAUGUUCCUAGCUAAGAACAUUGCUGGACACCUCUCAGGCUCCUCGAGGACCAUUGGGUCAGUUGCUGUGGGCCAAUAUGGGGUAAGAGUGUUCCAGUCCUCCCCAGCAGCCACCAGCCUGAACUUUAUUGGAGGCCCUGCCAUUCUCCUGGGUCUCAUUGCUAAGGCCCGCGAUGACCACACCAUGUAUGCAGCUGUCAAAGUCCUGAACUCCAUCCUCAACAGCAGCCCCUUGAGUGGAAAACUGAUGAGGCACAUCCAUGGAUACCAGUUGCUGUGCUACCUAUUGAAGAAGAAAACUCAGCUGCUAAACAACAGGAUUUUACAGUUAAUAUUCUCCCUAGUGGGCACAGCUGAGCUGGGCUUAGAGUCUCCUGUCAUCAAGAAUUAUAGUGCAUUCCAGUAUGUUCUCUGCAACUUUGAGCUUUGGAUGAAAGCACCAGAAAAUCUAGACCUUGUUCUUCUUUCCCAUCUUGUGGAGAUCUUGCAGUCCUCCAGAGAUGCCUGUCAGAAUAUUGCAAUUGCCUACCAGGUGCAAAUGGUGCCCAAGCUUGUUUUCCUUUUCAAUGAUCCUGAAAUCAGCAGCUCCAAGAUCACUGUGGCCUGCACUAUCCUGUCCCAUCUCUUGCUAGGAUACUUUAAUACCAGGGAUGUUCUCAGGAUUGGAUUGUUCCUUGUUUACACCUUGAAACCUUCUUCUGUGGAUGAAAAUCAGAUUUACUUGGAUAGUGUGGCUGAGAGGCCCACUGAAGCCCUAAACCAAACAUCUGGAAAGACAAUCUGUCUUCGAAACCAGCUGCUGAAGAUGCUGUUAGAUGUAAUACGCUCAGACAAACUUCAGCUGUCCUCUGAGGAAAAAGAGAAGACAUUUUUGGCACUGGGGCCAGACUGGUUUCUGCUGUUCACGCAGAGCUACCUGCACUUCAGCACAGUUGUCCUGGGAAUCAAAUUGCUUCUGUGCUUCCUCCACAAUCGUCUGCUGCUGAACAAAUUCAAGGAGGGGAUAGUGGCUGGGCGUUGGCUGGAAAACAGCUCUGCAGGGUUGAACAUUCUAAUGGAUAAUUUAAAAAGUCAUCCUCCAGUGCCUGACAAUGGCUACUUCUUGAUUUUUGGAUUUUCUGUAUUGCAAAGAUGUCUGACUGAUCAUGUUCACAUCCCUGAGAUCUACUUGGUUGUGGCAGAGCUCUUUCUGGCAACUCCACAGUCUGAACCACCUGAAGCAGUCAAGAAAGAUCUUGAGUCUAUGUUGCAGUGGAUCUUGCAGCACCAUCAUAGAGAGAAUGUCCUCAGAUUUGGGUUGUGUGCAGAGGCAGCUGUGUUACUGCUGGAAAUGGUUAGAUUCACUGUGGACAAGCCUGUUGCAGAUGCAGAAGCCUCCUGGGCCAUUGCCUAUCCGGGAAAUGUUAUUGAGUUUCUGUGCUUGAUCUAUCACAGUUAUACACAGGACCCCGUGUGGCACUGUGCUGACUUCUUGAAAACUUUGGCUAUGAUUGCUUUUCAUUCAGAACCACCCAAGGGUGGGUCUGAAGGCCUUCUGACUCCUGAUGGUCCAGCCAUUGCUGAAGGGAAAGGUUGUGCUGAUCCCUCCUCUCUCCCACUCCUACCACACCCUGCCAAGAAACAAGUGUGGGAUUUUGUGCGAGUCCUCCUGAUGGACAGUCUUCUCAACAUCCCAGCAAGCAAACAAGGACAUCCCCUUGAGCUGCUUCUUGAGGCUUCUCCAGAAGAUGCCACCAGUCAGCAGAGGAGACUUUUUCAGACAAAAGUUCUGCUGUCUGCUAUGGAUGUCUUUCAGGUUACCAGCCAAGGCGAGGGGAAAAUGAGACCAAGAGCAAACACUGAUCCUCAUGGCACUUCAGAAUCAGCUGCACCCCUAUCCAUGAUGAAUAUUGCUUAUUUUGUUCAGAAGCUGGUUGAGAAACUGAACAGCAGAAUGUUUGUGGCUGACCCCAAGCAAAUCCUGAUCUUUAUUGUCAAACAGAUUAUGUGUGUCUUAGAAAGCUCUGUUUCUCAAAAGGAAGUUUUCCUCAGUGCCCUGUACAGCUGCUUAAACAGAGCCAUUCUAUACUGCUUAUCCAGACCUCAACAAUCACUGCCUGAACAGUUUAAUGUCCUGAAUACUCUCAUUGUUCUGCAAGAGCAGUGGGACAUGAUUUUUGCUACUUACAACUCAAAUAGUAAUUUUGUCACCUGCCUGAUGUACUGCCUUUUCCAGCUGAACUCGGGCAGCUGUUCAGAAGGUUUUGGGGUGGAUGCAAAACCAAAGCUGGCUUCUUAUCACCAAAUUUUCCUUGCACCUAGUGAAGAGGAAAAGGGCAGCCUGCCUACACCAGAUGAUGUCCGCCAGGAGAUUCUGAGAACAGUAGAAAUCAUCUGGAAGCAGCUCAUUUCUCAGAGGCGGCAGGCUCUGGAGGACAUUUACAAGAUGGAUCUUUCUGUAAAAGGAAAUGACAAAGAAAGGGACAUGAAGAUAACAGAGAUCACUCCUUUAUGGGAAGAAAUUAUGACAAAAGCUUGGCAGCACUUGCUAGUAUCUGAAAAGAAGCUUCUCCAGAAUAAAGCAGGGCCAAGCCUGUCCCAGAGCAAGCACAAUUCCUGGAGUGAAAGCCUCUCUUCAGCUAUUAGGUUCAUACCUGGCCGAAACACAAAGGAAACCUCAUGCAAAUCAGAGGGAUUUGUGUCAUGUAUGGAACGGUACCGAAGAGUUGGGCAGGAGCUCUAUGCUUCUCUGUACAAGGACCACGUACAGAUGCAGCAGUGUGCUUACAGCAAAGCAGCCAAGGACUGGAUGAUGCUCGAGGAUCAGCUUUUCUACAGAGGGGGCCCGUGGAGAGAUGCUUCACCAUCAUCAGAGCCACGAUGGAUUCUUGAUUGUUACGAGGGGCCCUCACGAAUGAGGAGGAGGAUUCAGCACGUGAACACCCAAGUGGCAACGAUGCAAAGGAAGAGUGAGGUUCUCCUAGGAAACAGAAGGGAAACAACUUCCCCUACUGAAGUGAAUCCAGGAGAGCUGAUGUUAAAUGGAGCAGAGAGGGAGAUGGAUCAGAAGGGAUUGGAUUGUAACCAGCUAACAUUCUUCCCAGCUCUACAUGAAAGUUUCCAUUCAGAAGACUUCUUGGAACUAUGUGUGGAGAGACAAAUUAUAUUGCAGGAGUUUGCAGAGAGUGAAAAGGUGACGUUCAAGUGCUCCGUGGCAGUUGUGCAGGGUCAUACAGCACUGGAAGGGGUGCUACUCUUUGGCCAAGAGCACUUUUACAUCUGUGAGUGCUUUGUGUUAUCCCUUCAGGAGGAAGUCUAUUGUACUCGUCACUGCUUAUCCAGAAUCAGUGAUCCUUUUAUUUUCAACUUAUGUCAUAAAGAUCAUGCAGUGGGAGACCAGACGUGUUCCCGUUAUUCGUACCAUGAUAUCAAAGAGAUCCAUCUAAUGCGCUUUCUCCUGCAGGAGAUUGCCUUGGAAAUAUUCUUCAAAAAUGGCUACUCCAGAUUUCUUGUCUUCCAUGACAGUGACCGAAAUAAGAUAUUUAAAAGAUUCUGUUCUUUCCAACCUGCUUUGAAGUCGAAGGGGAUAACAGAAGAAUCCCUAAAUAUAAGGAAGCACUCAGGAGGGGAAAAGACAAUGCUCCAAAAGUGGCAGAAGAGGGAGAUCAGCAACUUUGAUUACCUCAUGUACCUGAACACUCUGGCUGGCCGCAGCUACAAUGAUUACAUGCAGUAUCCUGUGUUUCCAUGGGUCCUUGCUGACUACCACUCUGAGACUCUAAACCUCACUGAUCCUCACACAUUUCGAGACCUGUCAAAGCCCAUGGGAGCACAGACUGUGGAGAGGAAACAAAAGUUCAUCCAGCGCUUCAAUGAAGUGGAAAAAAGUGAGGGAGACCUGUCAGCUCAGUGCCAUUACUGUACUCACUACUCAUCAGCAAUUAUAGUGGCAUCUUACCUGGUCCGAAUGGAGCCGUUUACCCAGACCUUCUGUUCUCUGCAGGGUGGGAGUUUUGAUGUUGCAGACCGGAUGUUUCACAGCGUCAAGAGCACGUGGGAAUCAGCAUCAAGGGACAACAUGAGUGACGUCAGGGAGCUCACCCCUGAGUUCUUUUACUUGCCAGAGUUUCUAACCAAUGCAAAUCACUUUGAACUUGGCUGCAUGCAGGAUGGAACAGUGCUGGGAGAUGUGCAGCUUCCUCCUUGGGCAGAUGGGGACCCCCAUAAAUUCAUUUUUCUGCACAGACAGGCACUGGAAAGUGACUAUGUCAGUGCCCACCUUCAUCGCUGGAUAGACCUCAUUUUUGGCCACAAGCAGCAUGGCUCAGCUGCAGUGGAGGCAGUUAACACCUAUCACCCUUACUUCUAUGGAGACAAGAUGGACCUCAACAACAUUAAAGAUCCUCUGAUUAAGGGCACUAUCCUGGGAUUUAUCAGCAACUUUGGACAGAUACCAAAGCAGCUCUUCACGAAACCACAUCCAUCUCGGAAUGCUCAAGGGAAAGGUUCAGCAGGAAGAGAGACUGGGCUGUUCCUUCACUCAAGUGGAAUUCUUCCUCCUUUUGUGAGCAGUCUGCAAAACCUGAAGCUCUCACCAGUUACCAUAAAAGACUAUCCCAAGGGAGCUAUUGGGCACAUUGUCCAUACAGAGAAAGGCAUUCUGGCUGUUGAAAAAAAUAAAAUUUUGAUUCCUCCUCUUUGGAGUAAAACAUUCUGCUGGGGAUUUGAGGACUUCACCUGCUGCUUUGGCACCCAUGGAUCUGAGAAGAAUGUGACUACAUUUGAGUGCAUGGCAGACUGGGGAAAGUGCCUCUGUGCAGUGUGUCCUUCAGCAACUACCAUCAUCACAUCUGGAACAAGCUCAGUUGUGUGUGUCUGGGAAUUCUCCCUGGUCAAGGACAAAGUGAAAUGUCUAAACCUGAGACAGGCUUUGUAUGGACACACUCAGGCAGUGACCUGCCUUGCUGCAUCUGUAACCUACAGCAUCUUUGUGAGUGGAUCUGAUGACAGAACGUGCAUCAUCUGGGACCUGAACCAGCUGACGUUCAUAAACCAGCUUCCUGCCCACCAGGAAAGCCUCCGUUCUGUUGCCAUCAACAAUUCAACAGGUGACAUUGUCUCUUGUGCGGGAUCUUACCUGUACCUGUGGACAGUCAAUGGCCAGCUCCUCGCAAGCACCAGCACUGCCUGCAGCCCCAGCUGCCACAUCGUUUGCUGCUGCUUUGCUGAAGUGAUGGACUGGGACACACGCAGCAUCAUCAUCACAGGAAGCACAGAUGGAGUGGUGAGGCUGUGGAGGAUGAAAUACAGCACUACCCCAGAGCAAGGUGCUGGGCUGAGGGCGCAGAGCAGCGUGAUGGAAGAGCCAGGUGGCACAGGUAACAAGUGUGGAAAACAUCUUGUUCUCUGUCGGGAGCUGAACCCCAGCGUUGCCCUGACUGGCAAGGCGAGCAGGACGAGCCCGGCGGUGACGGCGCUGGCCGUGUCCAGAAAUUCCUCCAAGCUCCUAGUUGGUGAUGACUGGGGAAGACUCUACUGCUGGUCUGUGGAGGGGUAGGAAGAAACAGUCAAGAUUUCUUGGUUUUUCAACCCUUUGGUUGGAGAGAAAAUUUAUCCUUCAGAGCAUGGGAGAAGCAGAGAAACUGGAAGCCUCUGACUGGAGACUGAAUCUUAAGGGAGUUGUUGGACUGACCCUGCAGUCAAGCAUAAUUUAAAUUAGACACUGGACCCCAAAGUUGUGAGAGAAACUGACACAUAUGAACAUAGACAUGAGAUUUUUGUAGUAUUUGUCUUGGGAAAACUUUUGUAUUUAAAAUGUUAUUUUAGAUACUGAAUUUGACAUAAUACAUUGUAUUUCACAAAUAUUAUUUAGCAAAUAAAACUGCCUUGAUUAUGCCAAAGAGCAGUGCAGCUUAAUGAUAACAUAUUGCAUUUUUAAUAUCAUGACAUAAAAAAACUCGGGCUUCAAAUAGGUAAAUGGGUAUGUCCCAAUAUUUUUGUUCUUUACUGACAUGCAAGUAUAUUAUUAUCUCCAUUCUUACUCUUCCCUUCUCCCUGAAUUUGCAUUAAAAUAUAUGCAUGCCUUUUGAAAAGCUA
Haemorhous mexicanus (house finch) is the source of this 10242-nucleotide messenger RNA. RefSeq names its product WDFY family member 4 (gene WDFY4). The transcript is spliced from 62 exons. The record is from RefSeq and is a predicted model, not a curated record. Gene Ontology annotation, molecular function: protein binding. The coding region runs from base 125 to 9703 and encodes 3192 amino acids. Lineage: Eukaryota; Metazoa; Chordata; Aves; Passeriformes; Fringillidae.